GAAGAAGAAGAAGAAGAAGAAGAAGUAGAAGUAGAAGAAGCAGCAGCAGCAGCAACACCAACAACAACAACAACAACAAGAGGAGCAAGAAGAGGAGCAAGAAGAGGAGCAAGAAGAGGGGCAAGAAGAAAAAAAGGAAGAAGAACAACAACAACUAGAAGAAGCCCUCACUGCGUAGUGUCAUUUCCAGGUGUUUCUGUUGUUGUAGUUGGAAGAUGAAGCACAACUCGAACGUCCCGGCUUUCCUCGCCAAGCUGUGGACGCUGGUCGAGGAUGCGGACACCAAUGAAUUAAUCUGCUGGAGUCAGGAGGGCAACAGCUUCCGAGUGUUGGACGAGCAGCGCUUUGCAAAGGAGAUUCUCCCCAAGUUCUUCAAACACAACAACAUGGCCAGUUUCAUCAGACAGCUCAACAUGUAUGGAUUUCGUAAGGUUAUGCACAUUGACACAGGCAUUGUGAAACAGGAGAGAGACGGUCCAGUGGAGUUUCAGCACCCCUACUUCAAACAUGGACAGGACGACCUGUUGGAGAACAUCAAGAGGAAGGUUUCUAACGCUCGGCCAGAGGACAAUAAGAUUCGACAGGAAGAUCUGACGAAAAUCUUGGCAAGUGUCCACAGUGUUCACGGCAAACAGGAGAACAUUGAUGCUAGGCUGGCAACACUCAAGAGGGAGAAUGAAGCUCUCUGGAGGGAGAUCUCAGAUCUGAGACAGAAACAUGCACACCAACAACAGCUCAUUAAAAAGGUGAUAAAUUUCAUUCUCAUAAUGUGAACUUUAAUGAUGUGUCACGGUCUUGUCAACAGGCCAAUUCUUAUUAACAGCAAUGGAAAGAAGCCCAAAUAUAUUCAUCAGAUCUAUGAUGAAAAAGUUUGUGUGGAACAGUCAUCUGUCAACAGUCUGAAUGGUGUGAAAGGCUCUGAGAUGUCGGAUGAUGUUAUCAUCUGUGACUUGACUGAGAAUGAUGCAGAGGUGAUGGCUGAGAUCACUGAGAGGUCACCUACAGACUAUGAGCAAAGUGAUGUAGAAAUUGUGGAGGUAGAGCUGGACAGCUGUGCAGUCUUGCCAGCUGAGACGGAGGUGAGCACCACCUGCACAGACAACAAACAGACAGAGGCUGAUGUGUCAGCAUCAGCAGACAACGCCCAGAGGAGCAGCAUUUUAGACAGCAGUUGCCCCACCAGCAGCGCCCUGCAGCUCAAUAAACCCUCAGGCCUCAGCCUGGAGGACCCCGUCAAGAUGAUGAACUCCAUACUGAAAGAAAACGGAGCUAUAUCACAGAACAUCAACCUGCUGGGCAAGGUGGAGCUGAUGGACUAUCUGGACAGUAUUGACUGCAGUCUGGAGGAUUUCCAGUCCAUGCUAAAUGGAAAGCAGUUUGGCAUUGAUUUUGAUGCCAUAGAGGAGAGUGUGCCCUCCAAAGAGAACACUGCACAGCUAAACAGAGGCAGGACAGAAGAAGACAAUGCUGAUAAGCAGUUGAUCCAGUACACCUCCUGCCCCCUGCUUGCCUUCCUUGAUGGCUGUACCCCUCCUCCAGAGUUGGACCCAGGCACCAGUGGCAGCAGCAGCUCCUCUGAUUCCUCCAUCAUCCACCUUCAGUCCUCCUUCUGCCCCAGUGCUUCUGUGGAGGCUGAUCCACCGUCAGAGCUGCUGGACACCAGCCUGGAGUCAAAACAGCCAGUCCGCAACUCUUUAAUCCGCCUGGAGCCUCUGACAGAGGCGGAGGCCAGCGAAGAGACACUCUUCUACCUGUGUGAACUGACUCCUUCUGGAUUAGAGGUCGACUCCACCCAGCUGGACAGAGUGUGAGCAGACAGUGAUGCCACUCACACUGAUAUUAGUUCAACUUCCAUCUUCCAGAUAAUGCUGAUAUCGUGUCUUACCAUUCCUCACCUCUCUGGCAUGAAGUGUGUGUGCUUGUUGAGAAGCAGUAACUGAGGGGAAGGCAACACCAGGCUGGUGUAAGAACAACUGCAGUUUGUACCAUAAACACAUUUCACAUUUUCCCCAAAUACAAUUAUGGUUUAAGAACCUCUCGAAAGUUAUCCUUUAAACCCUAACAGAUAUGACUUAAAAUUUUGCACCAGUGAGUCAAAACAGUAGACACGUAUGAAGGAUAAAUGUGUAUAAAGUUCUUAAAAGACAUGGAGAUAAAGGUCACUCAGGUUGCUAUAUGAACUUCUGUGUUAGCAAUAAUCCAUAGUAACACCCGGACCCAUUGACAGCCCUAGAGUGUCUGUUUUCUGUAUAUCACCCAUCAAGCAUGAUGGGAAUUGUAGAAAUCUUUCAAAUCCCAAAUGAACAUUGCAAAACCAUGAAAUGUAGCUUUGUUCUAUAUAGAUGUUACUGUGGUUUAUGGUCCCAGAACAGCCACACCAUUGUGAGGAAGGGGUGUGUGUGAUAUGGUUUGAAUAAGGGGACCAUGAUGCAAAUUUCCAGUCCCCAGGAUGUCCUUUAUACUGUUAGUUGGUAGUUCACAUGAAUCUACCACAAACUAAUGAAAAACCUCCUGCCUUUGUGUCCUCUCACCUCAGAAAAGCUUCACACUAAAGUUAUAGUGUCAAGUUAGGGUGAAUGUUUCAGAAAGUUACUCAACUGGUCGCACACAGACUUCCAUAAUCCAACAUCCUCAGGGUGUGCAUGGAGCUGUCUAACCUUCCAAACAAGCCUUUUGGAAGCAGAGUAAACUAUGCUCAAGGCUCAAAAACAUUCCAAUUAUCAGUUUCUUUUAUCCCUGGAACACUGACACUCUUGUCUGUCCAUUUGUGUAAACUUGUGCACACAGGCAAAAGGUUUGAAUUGUCAUAUAAACUGUCCUGAACAUUUAUACUUUUACCGACAUGGAAAUCAAAUACAUUUUGAGAGAAUUAAUACUGUAUAUCAACAUGUUGAGCAUCUGUUAACGCUCCUGAAAUAGAUCUGGGCAGAAACAGGAAUCUGAGGAUAAAUAAACUGUCCUGUCUGGAAAUGAAACCUGCUUCUUUUUGAUGGUUCCAAUACUUUAUUUUAUUUACAACUAGGAAAGUUUUCUUCAAUGCAAAGCUGUCAAAUUAAAAAAAACACCAUAGCAUUUGUUCAGGCAGGUCUCGAAGUCAAGUGCAGCCACAAUUCAGUAUGUCAGCUGACAGCAGCAGCUCUCUGUGCCAGCCCACUUCAGCUGUUUGCUCAGCUGAUCACCCCCUAUGCAUUAAAUUGGCAAAGCACAAAUUGCAUUGUCACUGAUGGCUGCUGUGUUCUAUGCCAGGGUCCUUAAGCUGCUACUCUCCCUGCCUCACUUUUUGUGAAGGCUAAUGGAGGGGUACCCCUUACAUAUGCCCGUAGAAGAGUAGGGAGGUCCUGGAACAGAGUCAUACCACCAAAUAUAACCUAUUGAAAUAAUUAAAACCAAACACAAUUUGAUUAAAGUGGUCCUGUUGGUAUACACAGGACAGCAGGAACUAGAUGCAUCUCUAUGUUGUCAUGUCUCAAGACAGAAGACAUCAUCAUAUGCUCAGUAUGUUCACCAUAGAUAAAGCACUACAUCACAUCCAGUCCAACAUCAGUGAGGAGGCAUCCUCAUCUGGCCUGUAUCAAAAGAUUUAACCUUUACGUCUGAAAAUCUAUUUAUUAAGUAACAAUUCUUCAGAUAGUGAAUUCAUCUGGGGAUUAUUUCUCUUUGAGCCGAGUUAGGGAUCUGGGACAGAAGGAGAUCUUCAUUAAGACUGUACGUGAACCUGGAAAGUACACAGAAUAUGGUAGUUCCAGCUACAGUUGAUGUCUCCAGAGCCACAUUUUACCAUGACAACACAGACUCACAAGGUGAUAACUAUAGUAGCCCUCUUGUACCUGUACACCAGAAAGAAAAAAACGCCUAAUCUUCUCGUUCACAGUAGUGCAAUGUGACACAGCAUAGCGGUUGAACAGUUAAUGAGCUGAGGCCUCGCAUGGCAAAUCAAGAGACAGGUUGAGACGAAGAAUGUUCAGACCAGGGGCCUGUACUAUGAAGCUGGUUCAACCGACUCUGAUUUAACUCAGGGUUAACAAAGAAAGUUGGUCUGUUAAGUCGGCGUUAACUGAUUCGGUAUGUGAGUGCACGUCUCUUGCAUAAGGGGAUUCUGGAUACAAAGAAACUAUGUUAACAUUAAUUUGUGAAUACACUGAGAAAACUUAAAUUCCAGUCUACUGCACUUGUUACUCACUGAUAAUGAAUUUAGAUAUUCUCUCUAAAACACUGAGGCACUUACGCUGUCUGUGUAUGAUGCUGUUGUAUGAAGUACUAACUGGAUUCUAACAAAACUUUUAGCUGCAACCACAAUCAGGUGAUCUGUGUGAAUACUUCUCACCCUUACAGUUUUUUUUAAAUUGCUAAAUCACAAUUGAUGAAACUGAGAGCAAACAGAGGAGGGGGAAAGCGAGCCGGGUUCGACCCUAGGCUAAAGGCUAGGCUAUAGGCUAACCCAUACAGACCAGUGAGUCUCUUCCUCGUCAACUUCAUGUCUCUUUCGCACAAGAUGGAUGAGAUAAGAGUGAGAAUUAUGAUAAAUUAGCUUAUCACUAUGCAUCCUGCAGACAGCUGUGUAAUGGUGUGGUUUAAUAUUCCAGACAACUUUAAGCCCCUACACAUUGAGUGACUUAGUAAUAGGUGCGCUCGACUUGAUGUGGCACUGUGCAGCGCUGACUUAAUGUGAUGCAUGAUGGUCUUAACACAAUGCAUGCUGGUUCAAAUUUUUGUCUGACUUCAUCUCAUCUAGCACUGCAAAAUGUCACACGACCAUUAAAACGUCGCAGGAGCGACCCGGCUGCAGUCAGGCCGUGCAGUUACCCUCCUCGAGCUACUGGUCCUUGGGGCCGCCUCUAUGACAUCACAACUCUGCUCUGAUUGAUUACAUCCAUAUCACUGUUAUUGUUUUCAGAGCUGAAACCUGAUGGUGCACAACUGUUCCCGAUCCCUCUCCUCUCUCUAAAACUAUAGGCCUGUGUGUUUAAUGUAAUUAUAUAGACAUACAGUAUAUGAUUGUGUCACUAUAUAAUAUUCCCUUAAUGUAUAAUCACUGGCAGUGCAUAUCUGUUGGUUUCUCUUUGUUUCUGUUAUGUUAUUUUAUG
Molecule: messenger RNA, 5084 nt
Organism: Paralichthys olivaceus (Japanese flounder)
Lineage: Eukaryota; Metazoa; Chordata; Actinopteri; Pleuronectiformes; Paralichthyidae
Source: RefSeq, a predicted model, not a curated record